GCUCUGGGCCCAGAAUGAAGAGAACACAAAUGAGCAUGAACGCAUAUUAAUUGGGAGAUGUGUGCCACUUUGGGCAACAAAAUGGGCUUCUGUUCAAGCUCUUUAUUGGAUUCCCGGGCUUCGUGGUCUUGUUCGGAAAGUGAUCCGUAACUGUCCCACAUGCUACAGAUUCCGUGCUGUGCCCUUCGCGCCUCAAAUGGCCGCUUUACCCGAAUCUCGAGUCACCCCCUCGAAACCAUUUUCUCAUACCGGAGUCGAUUUCGCCGGUCCUUUCGUUGUUAAAUCCGGCAACCCACGUAAACCUCGUUUAACAAAAGGUUAUCUCUGCAUUUUUGUGUGCUUUUCCACAAAAUGUGUUCAUCUUGAGUUCGCUUCAGAACUCACUACUCAAUGCUUUCUAGCAGCACUGGAUCGAUUUGUAGCUCGUCGGAGUCUUCCAUCCGACAUAUAUUCCGAUCAAGGUCGGAAUUUUCUUGGCGCCUCACGCCUUUUAAAUGAAAUUUCUAUUUUCUUAGAAGAAAAUCGCGAGAAUAUCUCCGAUUAUUUGUCUCUUAAAAGUGUACAAUGGCAUUUCAACUGUGCGUAUGCACCUUGGUUCGGGGGUUUAUGGGAAGCUGGCGUCAAAUCCGCUAAAUCGCUCCUCAAACGCAUGUUCAAGGAAUCUUCCUAUUCCGUUGAAGAUUAUUUCACGAUAUUCGCCCGCAUUGAAGCGGUGUUGAACAGUCGCCCACUGUGCGAUCUGCCUGCUGAUCCUUCUGAGGCAUCGUCUUAUUUAACUCCUGGACACUUUCUUACCGGCACCCCCUUGACCUCGUUGCCCGAACGUUACCCACCUUGUGAACAGCCCGUUCGUGACCGUUGGUUGAACCUGCGACGCUUGGUUCAAAGUUUUUGGAAGCGUUGGUCUAAAGAGUAUUUAAAUACUUUAAUUCAAAGAAACAAAUGGAAAUCGCCUGCCGCCACCCCUGAGGUUGGGGAUGUCGUAUUAGUAAAAGGGGAUCAAACUCCCCCACUUUCUUGGCCUAUUGGUCGUAUAAUCAGACUUCACAUGUCUGCAGACGGUAUACCUCGUGUUGCCGAUUUAAAACUUGCGGAUCAGCAAGUAGUUACUCGGGCGGUCGCCAGACUGCUUCCAUUGCGUGGGUCGAUCGAGUAAUCCCGUUUUUAUCCUUCGCUUCCCCAUUUAUUUAUUUUUUUUUGGAAUUCAAAUCUUUUAUCUGUUAGAUUUCAAAUAUUUUUUGUUUUCUUUUCUUUCAUGUACAUUGUUGACACUUUCAAUUUGUUUCGGUCCCUUGUAAUUGAAUUUUUUCUCCCUUUGUUUAGGUAGGCUCAAAUUCUAUCGAAUUUGGGGGGGCGACUUAUGUUAGGGACACUUCAUAAAGUUAGUUUCUUUACUUUUUUCUUUAGUGAUUUUAAUUAACCAUGAGUUGGUACUAACUGACUUUCAUCUACCAAUCAUAUUCAUCGUUGCGGAAACUAUGAGCCCGCCAA
Molecule: messenger RNA, 1491 nt
Organism: Chrysoperla carnea
Lineage: Eukaryota; Metazoa; Arthropoda; Insecta; Neuroptera; Chrysopidae
Exons: 2
Coding region: 197-1156 (319 amino acids)
Biological process (GO): DNA integration
Molecular function (GO): nucleic acid binding
Source: RefSeq, a predicted model, not a curated record